GCAUGUGUGUGUGUGUGUGUGUGUGUGUGUGUGUGUGUGUGUGUGUGAGCGUGCGCGCGCGCGCGCUCGCAUUUCUCGGUUUGUCUCGCCUAACGCUGCAGACCAGGCUCAUCUACGCCGGACACCUGAACAAAAAACGAAAGCCAUCUAAGAGGACAUUUAUUUGUAGGAGAACCACGAGCAUCGGGCUAGUCCAGCUCUUUCCGCCGAAAUGUCGUAUUUACGUUCCGACUGGUUGUUGCACUUCAUGUUAUUCUCACAUUAGAAAUAUAUUUGUCUAUAUUUUUUGGGAGAAAAAGACAAUUUUGUAACAGAGAGAGAGAGAAAAUGGGAUUACUACAAGAGUUAAACAUUUGACACAUUCGUAGGCCUGAAUUUCAGCACCGAAACUCGAUUUACGGAUGGUGUUCUGCGAGCGAGGGAGGCGUCGCUCCGGGGGCCGCGCGCGCGCGGAUUUUGCGGCGGUGUCGCCUCGUGCAGAGCCAGAGGAUCUGCGAGGGGAAGGGCUCGGAUUGAUGCGCGCAGGGGAGUGAGACACGCAUCCGCACAGCCGCCACAGCCGGUCGUCAAGCUCUGAAAGACGCCUCUCCUCCAUCAGCACAGAGACGACGCCUGCGCAGGCUGGCAUGAUCUGUCCCUCGGUGUUGUCCUCCUCGGGCUGCCGCUGCUGCCGCCGCUCUCGAGCCUGCUGAAGCCGCCCGGUCGAGCGCUCUCCGUGGUUUUGCAGCUGCGGAUGCGCCUGUGAACGAAGCGAGCAUGGCUGCUGGGAAGCUGCUGCUCUACGCCGGCCUCUCCCUGUCCCUGUGCGCCCUGGGCAUGCUGGCCGUAGCCAUCUGCUCCAACCACUGGUACGAGACGGACGCCCGCAGGUACAAGGAGCGCUGCCGAAGCUUCUCGAACCGGAGGAACGACCCGGGCUUCAUCUACAUUCCCAACACCAGCCUGCCACUGCGUGCCAGCAGGUCGAGGCUGGACCGCUGGGAGGAGAAGCUGCUGUUGGCCCGCAACCGGCGGCAGCUGUUCGCCAUGAGCGCGGCGGACGAGUGCAGCCGCCAGUACAACUCCACUAACAUGGGGCUCUGGAGCAAGUGCCACCGGCUGGGCUUCGACCAGGACAUCGAGGACCUCAUUCGGAAAGGUUCGAUUGCAAGGUGUUCCUUCAUAAAGUACCACUACUCCUCUGCCACCAUCCCAAAGAACCUCUCCUACAACAUCACAAAGACCAUCCGGCAGGACGAGUGGCACUCCUUGCACUUGCGUCGCAUGACAGCUGGCUUCAUGGGAAUGGCGGUGGCCAUCAUCCUGUUCGGCUGGAUCAUUGGGGUGCUGGGCUGCUGCUGGGACCGAGGCCUCAUGCAGUAUGUGGCCGGACUGCUUUUUCUCAUGGGGGGCACCUUCUGCAUCAUCUCCCUUUGCACGUGUGUGGCUGGCAUCAACUUCGAGCUCUCCCGCUACCCACGCUACCUGUACGGCCUGCCAGAUGACAUUAGUCACGGCUAUGGCUGGUCCAUGUUCUGUGCCUGGGGCGGGCUGGGCCUCACACUCAUUGCCGGCUUCUUCUGCACCCUGGCCCCCUCCGUGCAGCCUCCACCCCGCUCCACAUGCCCCAAGGCCCGGCCUGAGAAUGGCACCGUGUGCUAAUUCCAUCCAUGCGGCUGGCCAGCUGGCGCCGCUGUACCCCCGGGGUUCAUACCUGCUCCUCCACAAGGAGCUCCCUCACACAGAGGGAAAGACAACAACGCCUGCAUUCGUUUAGAAUCAUUUCUGAUCUCUCCUGGCUAGAGACUGUGGUAUUUUUGAUGUGCGUGUGUGUGUGCGUGUGUGUGUGUAACAACUGGAGAUGGUCACAAGACUAGAUCUCCUCAGCAGACUGCAAAUCUGUGACAAAUAUUGCAAACUAAUAACAGACAUCAGCACCUUGUGUGUGGAAUCCAGGGGUACAGACUGAAAUCAAACUCUUUCCCAGUGACCCCACUGGUGCAUUUUGGGAUAUGAAUGGGAAAAUGGUAGGGGAAAAACAUAGGGGAGUAACAUUGUUUCAUUAAGAAGACAUCAUCCAUCCACAUGCAGGCCUUUCCUGGUUCUCCUAAAGCGAAAGGAUUGUCUCUCAGUAAAUCUCGCACUUUUUGAAAGCAGACUGAAGAUGUCUGGGAGAAAAGGCGAAGAGAAUAUGGCCGUCACCGUGAAUAGAAGAUUCUCUGGAGUUCAUUGGAUUCACUAGAUUCUUUUUUUCAACAAGUGUGAGGAAAAUGGAGCCCUAUGGUACAAUAUGACUAGAAAACCACCAGAGCUUGUCAUACUGGAGAAGGAAUAUGAAUGAUGAAAGCAUGGACUCCCUGGUCUUAUUCUUCAGCGGAGACAAUGACUGCACAUGGCAGACGAUCUUCCCAUAUUGUACAAAAUUGUAAAGAAUAUCACGCGGGAUCCAAACUGAAAUUUCAUGCUUGAGCAUUUUCAUUUUCUAAGUGCAUUCCAUUCUUAAAAGUCUAACCUGGGAAAAGCUGUUUUUUGUGUUGAUUUUCGUUUCUUUUUUAAUUAAACCUGUCUUUACGUGUGUGUGGGUGCCUGGAUGGGAGUAUUAACAUUGUGUGAAGAAUAAUUUGUUUUUCAUUCCACCAUUGUCAUACAAGUAAGUACCUGUGGGUGUUUUACAAUUUCUGUAGAAAAAAGUAUUGUAAAAAUGACAAUAAUAAUGGUUUAAAACAUAAUAAUAAUCAAGACUUGCCCAAGGGAAAAGGUUGGGUAUUUUAUUAACAGAAAAUGAAAGUUGCAAUGUCCUGUUUGUGCCACACAAUCUCUCUUAGAGUUUACAUUUUGUCUGGAGUUGAUGGGAACUGAUUUGUUCAACAUUAUAUGUUCAAUAUCACACCACGGUUACCCCCUGCACAUCUGGGUGGUACUCUGUGGUAUUCCUGAUUACCACACUAGUUUCUCCCUUAAAAAAUAUUUGAUACAUUUAUAAGGAUUCCAUACCCAGUGUGUUUUUUUUUUGAAAACUUGUGUCCAACAACUGCAUAAUGCAUUCUAAGUAUUUUCAUAAUGCAUUGUAAUUCAUUUAUUAUGCACAAUGGCCUAAGCACUCAUAACCACUCAUGCCUGCAUGUAAUAACCCACAUAACAUUUUUAUAGGAACAUUUUAUAAGAAAUUAACCUAAUAUAUUAUGAAAUCAUUGGCAGACUACAUUAUAAGAGUGUAUUAGAGGAAGUGCUGUAAUUCAUUCAUUUAUUUUCAUCAUGUUAUCAGCCUUAAAUUUCCAUAUUGUUUUAUAUUUUACAUUCACAACUUACAUAUAAAUGUGUGAUAAUCCACCCAAAACAUAAUUAGGCAGCUAAGUUAAUCAACUGUAUGUAGCAUCUCCUGUCCUUUUAGACUGUUAUGGUUUAGACGUUGGUGUCCAUACCCCAGUAUACAGGCAUUUGGUAUGUGGACAUUAACACACUGGAACUUCAAGAAUUUGUACGAAUCACUUUGGUACAAUGACUCUUUCAUCAUAUCUUGACUUUUCAGUCCACCUGUAUACCAAAUCUGCAAUGAAACAUGUUCAACCAUCCUGACCGACAGAAGUCCCAUGAUUAAACACACAAACCGCUGUGUGUACAGACCAUGGAAGUUGGGAAUAGAAGCCAUCUCUUUUCAUCUUUAUAUGAAAUUCUGCAUUGGAUCGUGCUCUCCUGUGCACAUUCCUAUUUUCAUUAAUUUUGUUGCUUUGUUUGUGUUCAUUUAGAUUUUUUUUAUAGGUCCAAUGUGAGUAAGUACGCUUAAGAAAGUACUGGCAAAAACUGAGAAGUCAGAAAGAAAGAACUUUUCAUAAUUCAAGUGUAAAUUAUAAGUGUGGAAUCCAUCCUACUGUAGUGACACAGUGUGAUGAUAACAGAUACCAUACAAAGUGCUGCAGAUCCUUUUUGCCUGCUUAAAUUGUAGCCAAAAUCUUCACACUGAUCAUCGAUGUGCUAUGCCUGAGGUUCACACGCUUGCAUUCUGUUUUCCAUUUUGACAUUCCGUUUAAAUUUUUUUCUACUACGUGCAUACAUUCCUUGAACAGCCAAGAAAUAGGCUGUUGAAAAUAAGUAUUCCUUUAUUGUUUCAGGGUAACUGUGAAAAAUUGUCAUGAAACUUGCAGAACGUUUGAAAUACCCACAGUUCACUCAAAUCCAACUUCAUUGAUAGUUGCGCCUUGUGAAACUAGAUAAUAGGAGCAAUUAGUUUGAUAAGGAGGACUUUCUUUGUAAAGACUAUAAUAAUUUUAUUAAUGGCUGCCUAUGUUUUGAAUAAUUUUUGAGUGAACUUGUGUCAGUCCAGGAAUGGAUUAUAAUUUUCCUCAUACAAAACAAUGAAAAUAGCUUCUUAGAUAUCCAGACAUUUACAGAUUUACAGGAAAAAUGAGUUUCAGACAGCAGUGCAGGGUGGAGAAGCAAAUUACAAUCAAAGUUUACAGUCUCCUGGUGUUCAGAGCAGCAGCAAGACUCAGUAAACUGUGCAUCCUUUAUGGCUGGUGGAUAAUGCAAGAAUGUUCUGGCCAUAUUCAUUUAAAAGCAUGAAAGAUUAGAUUUUUUUUAAGUGUGUAAACAUGUUCACUUUUCAAAUAUUAAAAUAAUGAUACCCAAUCGUGAGGCAUUUGAGAGUGCUCUCUAGGUCGAAAAGCGCAUAGCUGUGACUAGCAAUAGAAAACAAGGCUGUACACGUAACGAUUUAUUUUUCCUUUCAAAUUGUAACUAAACGCAGUUCCGAUUAGGCAAAUGUGACUUCCUUCUCUCUAUCUAUUUCCAAAUAUCAUUGCUUGACUUGCUCCGUUACGCUUACAGCAAGGAUCCGCAACCAUGGUCUUCAAAGGUUUAAUCGCAUUAACCUUCCAUCACUUUUAAGUCGUGUUAAACCUAAACAUCUAUAUUUUAGAAAACUGUUACAGGUGCAAUGGCCCUAUCCCUAACCCUUUGGAUGUAGAUUCAAAUCCAGUUCACUCUUUGUGAAGUUUGCCUGGAUUUCCUCUGGUUUUCUUCCAAAAUCCAAAAACAGGUAUUUUCAGGUGGGUUGUUGUGUUGGAAUUACCUGUAGUGUGUUAAAAUGUGAGUGUGUGUGUGUGU
Molecule: messenger RNA, 5082 nt
Organism: Scleropages formosus (Asian bonytongue)
Lineage: Eukaryota; Metazoa; Chordata; Actinopteri; Osteoglossiformes; Osteoglossidae
Product: transmembrane protein 178B
Exons: 5
Coding region: 757-1641 (294 amino acids)
Cellular component (GO): membrane
Source: RefSeq, a predicted model, not a curated record